CAGCUCCUGUGUCCUCUGUCCGUCUGGCCUCUGAGUGUCUGUCCCAGGGAGAGAUGAGCGUGUCCUGCUCCUCUGAGGGAGGAGACAGUCCUCAGUACAGCUGGACUCUGGAUGGACACACACUGACAGACCAUCAGCUCCUCUCUGGAAGUAAAGAGACCAACAUCAUCACUCUGAAACAAGAUGUGUCAGGACUCCUGGUCUGCUCGGUCAGGAAUCACAUCAGUAGUGUCUCGAAAGAAAAGAACAUAUCUACCUGUGGCUUCAUAUUCAUCAACUGUACCUCAUCCAAUGGGACAAAUAUAUCACAGUGGGUGUACGCAGCCAAUAACACCCUGUGUAUUGAGCCAACAACACCUCCAAUCACGAGCACAGACCUUAAGACCUCCACUGAGGCUCCUGUGUCCUCUGUCCGUCUGGCCUCUGAGUGUCUGUCCCAGGGAGAGAUGAGCGUGUCCUGCUCCUCUGAGGGAGGAGACAGUCCUCAGUACAGCUGGACUCUGGAUGGACACACACUGACAGACCAUCAGCUCCUCUCUGGAAGUAAAGAGACCAACAUCAUCACUCUGAAACAAGAUGUGUCAGGACUCCUGGUCUGCUCGGUCAGGAAUCACAUCAGUAGUGUCUCGAAAGAAAAGAACAUAUCUACCUGUGGUUUUGAAAGUCACUGUGACGGCAGACAGGAUGGAGCUCAGUGUUAUGGAGCUCUGGGAGGAACUGUGGUGAUCCAGCUGAUGGACAGGAGAGAUAAGCGUGUCCUGCUCCUCUGA
This is a messenger RNA of Scomber japonicus (chub mackerel), 770 nucleotides long. RefSeq lists its product as uncharacterized. NCBI's taxonomy places the organism in Eukaryota, Metazoa, Chordata, Actinopteri, Scombriformes, Scombridae. Bases 54 to 770 code for a protein of 238 amino acids. The transcript is spliced from 5 exons. The record is from RefSeq and is a predicted model, not a curated record.